GAGAGAGCAGAGCAUCAACUGGUACAAAUAAAACAAAAACAGAACACCAGCAAGAAGUAACAGAAAGAGAGAACAAGAAAGAGGAACAAACUAUGGCUGCAACCGUGUUGUUUGCAUGCCAUUCCAAUGUAAUUGUAAACCACGGCUGUAGAAAUGAUUAUCCGUCGUUACGCAAAUCAUUCUUGGGUGUUGGACACAGAGUCCUGGAUCAAACCAUAGCCAACAGAAAUCAAAACCAUAACAGCUUUCAAAAAAAGAAGUCAUCUUAUAGGUUUUCCGUUUCUGCUGUCACCAAAGGUUCUGCAAAAUCAAGCAAGUCCGAUGAGAAAAUCCCCCCUUGGGCUAAACCAGAUUCGGACGAGCCCCCUCCUUGGGCCCAGAAUGAAGGCAAGAAAGAUGAUUCACAAAAGGGAUUUGAGAUUCCCUUUUUUGUUCAUCUGUUUGCCUCAGCAAUCACUGCAAUCGCUGCAAUAGGUUCCGUUUUCGAGUAUGUGAACGAGAGGCCAGUCUUCGGAAUCUUGAGUUCAGACAGCAUAUUUUAUGCUCCAGUGCUUGGAUUUUUUGCAUUUACUGGCAUCCCCACUUCUGCAUUCCUGUGGUUUAAAUCUGUUCAAACUGCUAACAAGGAAGCUGAGGAGCAAGACAAAAGGGAUGGCUAUCGAUAGGGUAAAAACCAGCACCUUCAAUGUUCUAACCACCACACAGACUUAUCUCAACCGGCAUAUUUCAUUCUUUUUCGUAAUCCUAUGUUAUGGUCUUCGUUAUUUGAUUUUGUUUAGAUAAGAUACAAGUUAAUUACAGUCCACACAAAGCUCCAAAGUCACUCGCAAAGGUAGAUGAUACCGAUUAUUCUCCA
Molecule: messenger RNA, 856 nt
Organism: Pyrus x bretschneideri (Chinese white pear)
Lineage: Eukaryota; Viridiplantae; Streptophyta; Magnoliopsida; Rosales; Rosaceae
Exons: 4
Coding region: 93-665 (190 amino acids)
Source: RefSeq, a predicted model, not a curated record